Messenger RNA from Cervus elaphus (red deer), 2520 nucleotides. RefSeq names its product translation initiation factor IF-2-like. The transcript is spliced from 3 exons. The record is from RefSeq and is a predicted model, not a curated record. NCBI's taxonomy places the organism in Eukaryota, Metazoa, Chordata, Mammalia, Artiodactyla, Cervidae. The coding region runs from base 1 to 1143 and encodes 380 amino acids.
AUGGCGUUUAAGAGGCGCCAGGCUGGCUGGUUCUUGGAGAAGACGGACUUCAAAGCAGCACAGUGUUCAGAUGCCUUGCACAGUGAGCUGGCUCCGAACAAAGAGGAAGCCAACACUUUUACCUGGGUAGUGGAUAACUUUGAGGAAAAGUGCCCUCCGAAGGGGAAAACAGGCAACGUUCCGCCCGGAGCGGAAGCCCCCCACAACCCUCGACUCUGCCUGCCGACCGCACCCUGGACCGACCUCAGCCCCGCUCCCCCGCCCGGCUUCCUCCACCCAGCGGAGGCGGCGGGCCGCGCCGCCCCGGGUCCACCGCCCACCGCACGCCUGCAGCCUUCGCGCACGCCGGCUGCAGCCGGUAAUCGGCCACGUGCGCCCGGGUUCCCCGGCUCGGCCCCGGGCGCCUUCACGGUCGAGGUGGCAGCGGUGAGGGUCUCGAUCCGUGUCCUCCGCGCCCAGUCGAGAAGUCCGGACGGCGGCGGCGGCGGGAGCGAGCGGCCCGGCCCCUCCCCAGAGCGGGCAGCGCGACCGUGGGCUGCGGACACCGCCUCCGCUGCGUCUGUGGCUGCGCGUCCCGCUCGGUUCGGCCCCGCUCGGAUCCGGAACCCGCGCGCCCCGCGCGGCCGCCCCCUCCUCCUCGGCGUGGCCCGGCGGGCAGCUCCUCCCCGCGGCGAGACGCGCGUUCGAGCCUCCUUCCCCGGCUUACGGAUUCCCGAGGCAGGAGAAUUUUGCCUCGGUCCCUACGAGCAUCUCUCGGCCUCUUCCUCCCCCUCCCCGUGGGCGCGCGCGCGCACACUCACACACACACACUCACACUCGCCGGCGCGCGUGCGCACGGCCGCGCGCCCGGAGCCGCGGAAUCUCCGGCGCCGCUACUCACACGGGCUUCCAGCCGCCACUGGGCGUCCUCUGUCUGCGGCAGCGGCGGCCGAGGCGGCGGCGAGGAAGGCGGCUGCAGCCCGGCCGGGUCUCAGAGCUCGGCGCACAGGACAGAGUCCGGGGGAGAAGCGGGUAAGGAGGGCGCGGAGGCGAGAAGGAGCCGCGCCGCGCCCGCUCCUGGUGCCGCGGCCACAGGUCAGGCUCUCCGCACUUUCCUUUAAGAAAUUGGUACCCACGAGAGAGCCAGCCUGCUUUUUCUCCUGACAUCCUUCCGAAGCUUGGUCUUUCACCUGGUUCAGGUAUAUCUCUCUGCAGAGAUGUAGUCUCUGUUUCUUUCCAUGUUACUCAGCAAUGGGCAGUGGCACGAGGAGAGAGGCUGGAUGUGGAGUUUCCUUGAGCAUCAGGGACUCGAUUCUGCCCAGAAGCACAAAGCGGGCGCUGCAGAAGGCAGAGAGCUUGCUUUCUGUGCCAGGCGGGUGUUCGCUGUACUGUGCUGAGUUGGCCCUAAGUAGUGUGUGACGUUUCCCAUCUGGUUAUUAAUAAUGUUGACGUCUAUUUUAAAUCUCCCGUCGUAUCAUGACCCAGCUCUCUACUCCCUUUGUAGCAGAGAGUUAAUGGUUUUGGAGGAAGGCAUGCUACACAAUCUUUUUGCCAAAUGAUUUUAUGGUUGCCAGGUUCCCACUGGGUGCUGGGAACGCAGGAGUGGACAAAAAGUCCCAGUCCUGUUCUCCGGGGAGUCCACAGUUUACUGGAAAGAAUAUCGAGUAAAACAAAAAUCAUGGUGUAACUGAAGCUUACGAGAAGUUCUUGGAAAAGACCAGGUUUCUCUGAAAAGAUCCCGUGAAGGUGGUUAGGGAAGGCCUGUAUGAGAGAGUCAUUCAAGACCUGGAGAUGGUUGGGGUUGUCCUGGGGUGUGGUGGUGGGGAGGGACCCAUGUGUGAGCGGGGGUCCCUGGAAGAGGCAGUGUGGCUUCGGGGCAGAGUGAGGGUGGCGUGGCUGGCUGAGGCUGCUGAGGGUAGGUUGGUAGGUUGGGUCUGCUGACGCAGGACCUGCCAGGCCAAGCUGAGGACUUUGGAUUUUAGCCCAAGCACCCUGGGGCAUCACUGAAAAGGUUUUGCUUUGUUUUUCUUUUUUUUUUUUUAAUUAGGGUGAAAUUUGUACAACAUAAGCUGAACUGCGGUUUGAGAACCACUUACUGUCUUCUCAUUCUGAUGCCCUUUCAGGUUGAAGGUCGCCAGCAGUCCAUCCAAGAGGGAUGAAUCAGAACGAGACACAGGAUAGACAAACAGAUUGCCUAGCGCAUGCUUGUGACUUUGAGUGGGAGAGAUGCUUUUCCGAGAUGUGUCUUUGACUUGGUCCCGAAGGCAGAUCGGGAUGUGUAAUGUAGACAAUUCUAUGGGUGGUGUUUGUUUUUGAUUCUUUUCUCUUGAGGAGUAUUGUGCCUCUCCCAGAAUUAAUGGUUACUGACUUGUGAACAAUGGCGUUAUCAUGCAAUACAGUGUAGGUACUGUGUAGUCAUUUAUUGUGUUGUUGUUUAGUCACUAAGUUGUUUAGUCUGACUCUUUUGUGACCCCAUGGGCUGUAGCCCGCCAGGCUCCUGUGUCUAUGGGAUUCUCCUGGCAAGAAUACUGAAGUGAGUUG